Messenger RNA from Talpa occidentalis (Iberian mole), 1611 nucleotides. RefSeq names its product guanylate-binding protein 7-like. Gene Ontology annotation, molecular function: GTPase activity; GTP binding. Gene Ontology annotation, biological process: defense response to protozoan; defense response to Gram-positive bacterium. The record is from RefSeq and is a predicted model, not a curated record. NCBI's taxonomy places the organism in Eukaryota, Metazoa, Chordata, Mammalia, Eulipotyphla, Talpidae.
AUGGCGCAAGAGAGAAGCCUCAGGGAGAACAAAGCCCAGGGAUAUCCUAAGAAUGUCUGGUUGAUCUCUGCCUUGGCCAUGCUUCUCAGCAGCUGUUUCAUCUACAACAGCAUGAGCACCAUCAAUAAUGAUGCCUUGGAGAAACUGCAUUAUGUGACUGAGCUCACAGAACUCAUCAGGUCAAAGUCCUCCCUAAGUGCCAAGGACGUAGAAGAGUCCACAGAGUGUCUACGCUUCUUUCCAGACUUUAUCUGGACUGUCCGGGAUUUCACCCUGGAGCUGAAAGAAGGUGAUCGGAAUAUCUCAGCAGAGGAGUACCUGGACAAUGCCUUGAAGCUGACUGCAGGUAAGAGUGAGAGAGCACAACUGUCCAACAUACCCAGGGAGUGUAUCAGGCAUUUUUUCCCCAAACAGAAUUGUUUUGUCUUUGACCGGCCAGUACAAGACAGCGCUCUUGCCCAUAUUGAGGAUAUUUUGGAAAGUCAACUGGAUCCAAAAUUCCUGGAAUAAUCAACUGAUUUCUGCUCUUUUAUCUUCACCCAUCCAAGAAAGAGAUCACUGGGAAACCUAAAUCAUAUUUAUGUAAAUAUAUUUUUGGGUGCUCUGGUGGUGACCUAUGUGGAUGCCAUCAAGAGUGGAAAAAUUCAUUGUUUGGAGCAUGCAGUGACAACUCUGGCCCAGCUUGAGAACUCAGCAGCCGUGGAGAAGGCAGCCGAGCACUACAGCCAGCAGAUGGCCCAGCGAGUGAGCUUCCCCACAGACUCUCUCCAGGAGUUACUGGACGUGCACGCAGCCUGUGAGAGGGAGGCCACUGCAGUCUUCAUGGAACAUUCCUUCAAGGAUGACAAGAGAGAGUUCCAGACUCGGCUCAUGAAAAACAUCAAGAAGAAGAAGGAGGAUUUCCUGCGGCAGAAUGAAGAGGCAUCUGGUAAAUACUGCCAGGAGCUACUUGAUCAGCUUUCAGAGGACCUAACUGAAAGUAUUUCAGCAGGAACUUUCCAUGCUCCUGGAGGGCACAAGCUCUACAGGGAAGCAAUGGAAAGGAUUAAGAGAGACUAUCUGCGCGUGCCCAGUAAAGGAGUGAAGGCAAAGGAGGUCCUCCAGGGUUUCCUGCAGUCACAGGCACCAAUAGGGCAAUCCAUCCUGCAGGCUGACACAGCCCUCACUGCUGGGCAGAAGGCCAUUGCAGAGGAACGAGCCAGGAUGGCAGCCAUUGAGAAAAAGCAGGAAUUGCUAAGAAAGAAACAGGAGGAACAGCAACAGCAAAUACAGACACAAGAGAGAAGCCUCAGGCAGAACAAAGCCCAGGUGAGAGAGAAGCUGGAGAGGGAAAGAGAAAAUGAGCGUAGGGAACAGAAUAUGAUACUGGAACAUAAGCUGAAAGGUGAAUCUGACAUGAUGCAAGAAGAUAUGCUUAGUGAAGGAUUUAAAAAGUCUGAGGAGAUCAAAGCAGAGAUAAGCAAUCUGAGAAAAGAGAUUGAGAAGAAUGAAAAGGAAAAAGCCUUGAUUUCAAAGUGGGUCCUUGAAAUACUUUCCACUCCACAAGGUGUUAACUUGAUUGCUAAAGUGAUGGAUUUGGGCUUGACAGCCCUGGGCAAUCUGUCUAAAUAA